Tyto alba (common barn owl) is the source of this 4720-nucleotide messenger RNA. RefSeq names its product gamma-aminobutyric acid type A receptor subunit rho3 (gene GABRR3). The record is from RefSeq and is a predicted model, not a curated record. Bases 621 to 2030 code for a protein of 469 amino acids. Lineage: Eukaryota; Metazoa; Chordata; Aves; Strigiformes; Tytonidae. Gene Ontology annotation, cellular component: GABA-A receptor complex; membrane; synapse. Gene Ontology annotation, biological process: nervous system process; chemical synaptic transmission; monoatomic ion transmembrane transport. Gene Ontology annotation, molecular function: extracellular ligand-gated monoatomic ion channel activity; neurotransmitter receptor activity; GABA-A receptor activity. The transcript has 10 exons.
UCCCCGCGUCUCACGGCCGCGGCGGGGUGCCGUGGCCGCCGGGCGUUUCCCUCGUGGCCUCGAGAGGGAAGGCGCUGCCUGAGGACGCUCCUGGCGGGGUGGGGGAAAAAACACCCGGGUUUUUGCCAAGGUGCUUCCAGUAUGAGGAAAGCAUUUGUGAAAUAGUGACGGAGCCUGUUUUUUCCCCUCUCAAGAGUGAAAAAGAGUUCAUCUAUCUUGGAUCCCACAUCGGCAUCCAGUGACUAUGUUGAAGAGGUUACUGAGCGGGUGGUGGAGAAUUCAAAUAUGCGCCUAUGCUGAAAGAGUGGAAGCAAUGGAUCAGACUGCAGCCUGGCCAAACAAACUGCUGUAUCUACUGCGUUUCUAAAAGCAAGGUGCUUCUGGUUUGGCAGCAGAUGCCGCAGAGAUGUAGAGCUGAAGGAAUUUUUAGGAUUUGCCAAAAUACAAGGGGAACUCAUUGAGGACAUCAAAACUGGGAUGACCCUGUCUUCUGUCUUCAGUGAUGCCUUGCUUCACGUGCAUCCUUUGUAUGCUAUGCUGUUUCUAAACAGUAGAAACACUAGUAAUAAAAAUUCAGCAAGGUGGAUUGGCUGAUCAGGUGCAUUUCUCUUUUGGAAGAGAUGGUCCUGGUCAUGAAACUUCUGUUCCUCACCUGCCUGUGGCCAACAGCAGUGCUACACAGUUUUCAAAGUCAGCAUCACCAUUCUCAUCAUCGGCAACAAUUCUCAUUCUUAAAAAAGCAUAACAGUAAACAAGAAAUUAAAAUGAAGAAACUUGACAACACAAAAAUACGGUCACUUAAAUCUGAGCAGCUUCUUCGCAUAGAGGACCAUGACUUUGCACUGAGACCUGGAUUUGGAGGGUCGCCAAUACCUGUGGGCAUUGAUGUGCAGAUAGAAAGCAUUGACAGCAUAUCUGAAGUUGACAUGGACUUCACAAUGACUUUGUAUCUCAGACAUUACUGGAAGGAUGAGAGACUUUCAUUUCAUAGUAACAAAAACAAAAGUAUGACUUUUGAUGGAAGACUGAUAAAAAAGAUCUGGGUACCUGAUGUAUUUUUUGUACACUCCAAAAGAUCCUUCAUCCAUGAUACAACUGUGGAAAACGUCAUGCUCCGAGUAUACCCUGAUGGCAAUGUACUCUUCAGUCUACGAAUAACAGUUUCUGCUAUGUGUUUCAUGGAUUUCAGUAGGUUUCCUCUGGAUACUCAGAACUGUUCUCUACAACUGGAAAGCUAUGCAUACAAUGAAGAUGAUUUGAUGUUAUACUGGAAACAUGGAAACAAGUCCCUGAACACAGAUGAGCACAUCUCCCUAUCCCAGUUUUUCAUCGAAGAAUUCAGUGCUUCCAGUGGACUAGCUUUUUACAGCAGUACUGGUUGGUACAAUCGACUUUUUAUAAACUUUGCACUCCGGAGACAUAUCUUCUUUUUUGUGCUACAAUCCUAUUUCCCAGCCAUGCUGAUGGUGAUGCUGUCAUGGGUUUCAUUUUGGAUUGACAGAAGAGCUGUUCCUGCCAGGGUAUCUUUAGGUAUAACUACAGUGCUGACAAUGUCAACCAUCAUGACAGGAGUAAGUGCCUCAAUGCCUCAAGUGUCUUACAUAAAGGCUGUGGAUGUGUAUUUAUGGAUCAGCUUCCUUUUUGUCUUCCUGUCUGUCAUCGAAUAUGCAGCAGUGAACUAUCUCACCACAAUUGAAGAGAGAAAGCAACUCAAAAAAAGGGGCAAGGAUUCAGGAACGUAUAGUAUUGAUGCAGUGCAAGCAAUGGCUUUCGACGGCUGCUUUCAUGACACGGAUGUGGACAUGGACCUGACUGAUUUCUCAGACCGCUGUGAGGAGAAUGAGACUCAGGCACAUGCAGCCAGUGACUCUGAUGGGGACACAACUCAAGUCAAGAGGAAGAGAUCUCUGAAGGGAAACGUGGGAAGGAUUAUUUUACAGAACAAUCAUGUUAUUGACACAUACUCCAGGAUUAUAUUUCCCAGUGUGUAUAUUGUGUUCAACUUUUUUUACUGGGGUUUGUACAUAUGAACAAAAACUAUUAUAAGGUAGACAUUAUUUUGUGUAUGAGGGUAGUGUUGUGAUUUAAAAAUCAUGCAACAGCAGUAGAGGAAAGGGUUAAAAGUUUCCAAAACUGACUUCUGCAUCAUACCAAGGCUGGUUUGCCUGUUUGGGGUUAGGGUUUUUUUUUGUUUGUUUGUUUGUUUUGUUUUGUUUUGUUUUGUUUUUCCAGUUGUAUUAUGCAAUGGUUCAUUGGGGCAAUCUAAUGCACGUGCUGCUACUGCAGUAGCAUAGAGCAGUUUUCUCACUGAGAGACCCCUUUGUCACACAACUAAACAGACAGCAGCUCCCACUUGAGGUAUUAUCCAGUCUCUAUCUACACUAUAACCAUUCCGCUUUAAUCAGCCUUUCUGUUUGCUCUCCACUUGUGGUCCAUUUUAGUAAGCAGCUGGCACGAAUCACCUUCAAAUAGCUCCUAUCCUUAUUUCUCUCACCGCAUUUUGAUUUUGCUAGGCAACUUGUACACACCUCAGCAGCCUUUGUCCUCGGAUGGUAACCAGAGGGGAAGUGAUUACGGCUUAGCAGUGGAGUAGGGACCAGCAGGGAGCAAAGCUGAUGGGGCUCUGUACAUUGUGCAUCAUGAAGACCUCAAGAAAAACCUUCACCCUGUCAGCUGUCCCUGACUUUCUGCAGGACAUUGGGAAGGGCCUCUAUCUUGGAGAAAUCUUGCUCACUAGUCCCUGAGGCAUUACAGGAACAAUGUCCCAGAGCUGAUGCACUCCUGAUGCACUCCGUGCCCUACAGCCACCUCCCAGGUGGAUGACUAGUGUCACCUGCACAAGCUGUGCCACUCCUGUGACACCCAUACCACCUACGUGCCUCAUGUAGACCUGCUGUAGUCACCUGCUUUCUGCAUAACCUUUCAUUUCAGAAAUACAGGCUUUGAGGCAGAGAUUUUUAAAAAAUUUGUCAAGAAAACAGACCAUGUCUUCAGCAGAAUCUUGUUCUUCUGCUUUAUGCUGCAUACAUGAGCUUGGGGUUUUGCCCCCCUCCCUCUCCUCUUGGCUUUUGAGAUUGGAAAGAGAAGUGAGAAGCUACGUAUGCCUGCUUGCAGCAGUGAUCCCCAGCACAGCUCAAGGUGCCACACUGAGGCACACAGGCAGUAAGAGGAAGCAGCUGUGACAAAACAGAACCACAUACAGGAGUCCUGCCUGUCCCAGAUGAAUCCUGCAUGGAAAUAUCCUUAGGUUGAAGCGAAGGAGGUUGAAUUAAGGAUGUUCAGGGACACACACAAAGUUUUCACAGCUCCAGAAAAGAAUCAAGAUUAUAUUUGUGACUUUCCCAAAUAAGGAGCAUUUUUCACUUAAAUUCCUUGGGUUUUUCCAUAAUUCAAUGAACAAAGUCAGUUCAAAAUGAUAAUUUUUGGAGGCAAAAAAUGUCACAAGGUAGAUGCUUGGUCACUGCUUGGUCAAGAUUAGGAAAUGGGAAUAAAUUUGGAAGCCUGAACCACUUUCUGGUUUAUUUGAUUUUUCUGCUCCAAUAUUGUUUGCUCAUAGCUUGAUGAUGUCUCUUACUCUUUCAAAAAGCUGCAUUUGUCAAGCUUCCAAUUACAGAGCGGGAGAAGCUGGUGACACACUGCAUGCCGGGUGACUGAAAUCUGAUGGAGCAAGUGGGUACUUUGGCAGUCAGUUCGCUGCCAAACACAUGAUCAGAGCUAAGACAGCUUUGACACUCUUCCAGGAAAUCCUGCCAUGGAAAGCAGAACUGUACCAGGAAUGACAGUGCUGGGAACAUAAAGCCAAAGGACACAUAGGCUUUGGCAACAGCAACAGCGCACUAGACCUCAAGCUGAGCAAAUGCCUAAUAUAGAUAUAUAAAAAAAAUUCCACGACGUCCUCAUUACUGCACUGCCAUUAUGGAGGCAUCCUGCACAGACGUUCCAGAUUGCCUGAGAAGAUCCCAUCUAAUUGCUCCAGAUGUGUAAUGUGUGUCCUAAACUUUUCACAUGAAUUCACAUAAUUGUUUUUGCAUAAUUUUUUUAAACUGCCUUACAAGAAGACAUAUUUGUUGUGUAGCCAACAGCAGAUCCUCUGCCUCCAACAGAAAAAAUAUCCAUGUGCUUCUUGACCCAAACUGGUUCCCUCUUCUAAAUUUCUUAUAGGAUCUGCAGCAGCAAAAAUCCCUGCAGCGCAGCACGGCCGUGCCGUGUGAAGGCUGUCCACCAAACAGGCCCGCACAGGGAAGUUUGCAGGAAAAGAGAUUCCGGCCUGCUCUUACCUUCUGGGCACAAUCUCUACAGGUGCCCGAAAGCUGCACUGCUUGCUUUGACAGAGGAAACUGUCAGUGACUUUGCAACUGACUGUAACGAUUGGGAAAGUGUUCUCCCCAGAGAGACUACUAUGUAGCAAGUUUUAUUAUGAUAAUGAAAAAGAUUGCACUUAAUGAUGGUGAAACUUAACUGCAUGCUUUUACAGGCAAGCUUAUAAUUUCUAUCUUCUUAAUUUAGUGACAGGGAUGGGAUCAAGCUCAAUUAUACUUCAAAAAUCUACUGCUUGUAUAAAUAGUAAAAAAUAAUAAACAGUAUUUAAAUACAUUUCUUGUUUAGAGUGCGCUAGAGGGCUAAAACUCACAGGACCCUCAUUUGAAGCUUGUGUUGUCUCCCAGAAGUCAAUUUCUCUAAACAGACCAGCAUGGAAGUUUUUAAAAAAGUAUUGACAAGC